Molecule: messenger RNA, 6698 nt
Organism: Linum trigynum
Lineage: Eukaryota; Viridiplantae; Streptophyta; Magnoliopsida; Malpighiales; Linaceae
Source: the annotation of a GenBank genome assembly
CAUGAUUAGGGGUGCUAUGGCCUAGGGACCCCCUUUUUUCUUUGUUAGCUUUCGAUAAUUAGAAAGGGAUUAAGGAGAUUAUUAGAAGGAAUUAAGCAAUGGAAAGUGGCAGUAGUAGUACUGUAGUUAUUGUGCUGCUGGAUAAUGAAUGGAUUGGCAGCUGCCUGCGACAACUGUCGAGCAUAUCUAUCAAAGAGAUGUUUACUUUGGCUUUUGAUUUCUUCUCUUUUUGGUUUUGAGCCGUGAAAGAUAGAUACAGAGAGCUGUCGGUUUAUCAUGGUUUUAAUCAAACGGCAUAAUUUGGAGUUUUCCCUCAUUAUUUUAAUUCUUUCUGGGCUUCAUUAUUUUAGGAGUGAUUACCCAUUACCCUAAAAAAAUUCAAAAACUAAAAAAACCUACAAAAACUCAUGUUUACCACAUCUGGUACAAAUAAAGAUUGUCCGAUUCAUAUAAGAAGUGGUAAGAUACAAAAUUGUUGUGGAGUCUAGUUGGACCGAUCAAUCGUCCAACAUCCGAAAUUGUCAUCAUACCAGUUUGAGAACAGAUCUCUGAAUUUUUUUCUUUGUAUAAGCUCUUAGCGGCAAGCGACUCUUGAUCCAUUCUCGAAUCACACCUCUCCAAACAUUAUGUGUUACGUCAAAUUAGGGAUGGCAACAAAAUCCGAACUCACGGGUACCCACCCGACCCAACCCAGUCAACGCGGAUAAAACCCGUGUUGACGGGUUUUGGGUCGGUUUCGAGUUUAAACCCGUUACACUAUUCACCGGGUCGGGUUAGGUUUGGGUUUAGGUAAACCCGCUCCAUGGGUACCCGCCCACACACAUAUAAUUACUUUUCCGGUAUAUUUAAUAUUCUAAAUAAUAUAUCUUCCUUAAACAACUAAUAUCUAUAUGUUUGUGGAGACAUGUAUAAUUUGUUCUUUCUAAUUGUUUAGAAUGAAGUUGAUAUUAUGAAGUGAAGAGUGAAGAAACUUAGCUGACGAGGAAGAAACUUUCAAUUAAUCUUAUUGUUUAUAUAUGUUUAUCUUUAAUUUUGAAUAAUUUGUAUUGAUCAUUUGCGCUUUGCUUGUAUGCUCUAGAUUGGUUGGGUUUGAGUUUGAGUUUUUCAAACCCAUGAACCCGCGGAUACACAGCGGGUUGGGUUUGAGUUUUUCAAACCCAACGGGUUUUACUCCGGAUUUUUUUGGCGGAUAAACCCAUGGAUUUGCGUUUGGGUUUGACAAAACCCGAUCCAACCCGACUCAUUGCCAUCCCUACAUAGAAUCAAUGAAGCAUCCGGGUUAACCGUGACCCAAUCCUUGCAAUACCGGUGCAUUGUGAUUCAAUUUGCAGGCAACUAUAUAUUGGGAUUUUUUGUUGUUGUGUGGUAAGAUGGUAAAAGGAACACAAGAAGAACGUUUGAUGAGAAGAUUGAUUGGCAUGUCGUCGGCUGGUCUGGCGCAGCGGCAUGCGUUUGCUGCUUUGCUUGUCUGUCUGUCUGUGUGGGCUUUCGGCCAACCACUUUUUACCCUUUUGGAACUUCACGCGAGGGCAGUCAGUUGAUCGAGCAGCAUGCAUGUUGUUAUGUUAAUGAGAAAACGAAUCAACAACCUUCAUUCUUUUCCAAGGAAUCGUUUCAAGCAAAAUAGAAUUUUGAUGAUUCUCGUUUUUAGCUUUGCUGCUUUGAUUUUUUUCUUAUUUUUUUUCCCAAUAAGAAAAAGGUAUAUUUGACAUGAACCAUAAUUAAAACGAUCAUAAGUCAUAACCAUACAUGUCUGAACACUGCAAUUCAUGAAGUUUGAGAUCCACUGUUGUUUGACAAUUCCUUGACCAGACAGCCAACUUUAGCAGCUCAAUGAAGGCGGCUUUGAAUUCAUGUUGUCUCUUGCGAUAUAGAGUGAAAUGAGACGCAGAGGCAGCUUCUUGAAUUCAUUGAUUCGUGAAUUCAUGAUGCAUUUUUGGUGGUGGUUUUUGUUGUUGGGCUACGUAGUCAUUAUUUUACAAGGUAUCAUUUAGAUCAAACCAAAAAGGAAUCGUAGCUGUUACUUGUGUAUAGCAUGGACCGACACAAAUUCCUCAUUCCAUUUACUUUUAAUUACUACAUCAAAACGUUUGGUUCUUGUUGUAAUAACAAUCAUUGAAAGUUACCAAAGCUGAAAAACCAUGGAUACAUUUGUAAUUCUUGGUGGGAUGCUCGUAAAACUCCAUUAUUUCAAUAGACAACCUAACGAUCUACUCAUAAAUAAAACUAACGAUUUAUACACAUUUUCAUGUUUUUUUGCGUGUAUUUUCGUGUCAUAAUAUUAAAAUAAUCUCGAGCCGAAUGUGUAACUAUGAUUAAUGUAUUCAAAAUCUGUCAUGUAACGUAUAAUUCAAGCAUCGAACGACUUCGCAUUUUUUUCUUCACGCAAAUUUAUGAGCUACAUAUUUGCAAGAAGCAAAACAACUAUUGAUUUUAAAAGAAACAUAGAGAUCAUCAUUGGUAAUAAUUUUCUGUAUGUUAAUUACUAGUUUCUGAAUGACAGGGGGGCUAGAAUUGAAAAUUGCAACAACCUAUUGGAAUUUAAUUUAACUCGUGUAUUCUUUGAUGAAGGGGAUCGAGAGAGUAACAACCUAUUACUUUUCAAUGUUUAAUUUCCAUAUACGAUCAAACAUUUCAUAACCUAGAAUCAGAUCGUACAUUAUGAACUACACGUAAAAUCCACCAACAACUAUUGUCUAUAUAUUUUCAUUUAGUAGAAUCACGAGCUUAUAGGGAGUCGAGUUUUUUUUUUUUUUUUUUUUUUACUCUGUCAUGAAAGAUCUUUUAGUGUUGUGGUAUAUGAUUUACGAUUGAACCUCUCCCAACAACUCGAGUUAUUGGGAUCAACGGAUUCUUGACAUGGUAUCAGAGCUUUCUGUGACCGAGAGGUCUUGUGUUCGAUUCCCGGUGACCCCAUUUGUUAAGCACAUGGUAUUCUUGUCUUCAGACCUGUGCAAACUUCAAGCCCUUGUGAGUGGCUUUCGUUUGAGGGGGCGUGUUAGUGUUGUGGUAUAUGAUCCACGAUUUAACCUCUCCCAACAACUCGAGUUAUUAGGAUCAACUAGUUCUUGACAAGAUCGACAUUUUAUAACCUAGAACCAGAAAGCGCAUUCUGAACUACAACGUAGGUAACACUCAUUAAUUGCUAUGUAUUUUUCCUUCGUCACUAACACAUGGUAGAUCAGUUUCAUCUCCACAUCAGGUACUUCUUCCCACCACUUGAUUCUAGCAGAUAAAAUGGGGAGAGGAGAGAGUUAAAAAGAACAGAGGGAGGAAGGGGAAGUGAGGAUUGCGUUUACGUGGAGCCCCAUGCACAGUGAAUUAUUAGAAGACCAAGGAAGGAAGGGAAUAACCGAAUAAGACGAAGGAAGGAAGGAAGGAAAGGAAAGAGGAUUCGCGCUUUCGCCUAGCCUAGUUAUCACCAACUCAACGCAAGAGUCAAACUCAAACAGUUCUUCUGAUGAAACGGAAAGUGGUGGAAAAUGAAAGGGUGGCAGAGUCAUCACUCACAUAUCACAUCGUUCCAAAAGGCAAAAGAUUUCUUCUACUGUGUGAGUUAUCUUUCGUUUCAGAUUGGGCUUCCCAGCUAGCUCAACAGUUCGCAUGCUUCAUAUUUCUCGCUAAAAUUACCUGACGGCUUCCGGGGGAGGAUUCCCAGAUUCCUUGUGUCCUCCAUCGAUCUUUCCACUGCUGUUUUUCCACCUGCUCCUUAUGACCGCAAUACCUCUCUCUCUCUCUCUCUCUCUCUCUUUCGAUUUACACAUUGGUCUGGCAUUUAGCUCCCUCCAUUGCUCAAUGCUCACCACCAAAAAAGAUAAGGAAAUCAAAUGGGCUGUUACCUAAACGAUCACUAAACCCUAGUUACUGUACUAAUUAAUUCGUAACUAGUAUAACUACGUAAGUCAUCGAACUUCAAUUCUCCAUAAUGUAUGUAUCAAAUUGGGUGUCAAAAGCCAAAUCCACGAGAACAUGGCCCCACGAGGGCGCGCGCACACAAUCCUCUGAUUCGCAACACGAGAAUUAUCUCUGUUACCGUCGGAUGGAUGGACACGACGGCGUUUGUAGAUAAAAUAUCACCACGCGCGUCCAAUCCAACAAUAUUAGAGCGUCCAAACACGUGAUCCGAUUGUUGAGUGUCCCGUGAACACGUUCUUGUGGGGGCACCAUAACCGGGUUUAAUCUAUACAACAAUAACUAUACUGUAGUGCGCGGGAAAAAAGGAAAGGAUAGAAAUUUGGAAACCGGGAAAUGGGAAAGACUGGAGUCAGUAGUGAUGGCAAUGGGGCAGGUCGCGGGGCGGGUCGACCCACUCUUACAUGUUGUUUGAAUAAAAUACACGCAAAUUUUACAUUUUACGAUAAAAUGAAGGGGGAAAACAAUUUAUGAAUGAAAAAUGGUGAUAAUAAAAUGAGUAAUUGAGUCUAACAAGUUGAAAGAUCGACUCUAACUAGUUGAAGAAAAGUCAAAAUAGGAUAAAUAUGCAUGGAUACCGUCAGAAAUUGAGACGAGUUCAGGUCGAGUAAUACCCACGAGACGCGAGUUCAAAAUGCCAUUACUACUGGAGGGUCGGAUAAUACCCGCCCUAUCACAAAUCAUGUCGGGUAAUACUCACGAGAGAAGCGAGUUCAAAAUGCCAUCACUACUCGGAGUGGUAGGGUCGAAAGAUGCAUCCACACGAUUUGGCAGAAAGGGCAAGGGAUGGUUGCAGUUGCAGGUAGGCAUUGAAUGGUCACUUUCAUUGCUGUUACUACCCACCACCACCACCUCUGCCUCUCUUCUCAGUUCUCAGUCCUACGGCUAAAAUCGCCUCGACUUCCUAUCGUCCCACUGUUCCCACCUCCCUUUUCAAAUAUAUACAAAAAUUUCCCCAACAAAGGGAAAAAAUAACAAGAUCUGAAAUCUCCCCGACACUUGUACACUGUACAAAUGCCCUCCCUGGCCGGGUUGGGUAAAAGUCUUAAAUAUUGUUAGCUUCCAGAUCAUACUUUCAUUUCAUAGCAGUAGUAGAACAGUAGCAUAGCAGAUGGACAUUAAUUUGCUUUGCUUGCAUUUGCAUGCAGCUGCUGCCAAUGGCUGUUGUUGUUGUUUUAUGAUUCAUGAGUAGUACCAAUCGUAACCAACCCAAGUUUGGUAACAUUUGUUGCCAUGGGAUUCCUCCAAAAUCAACGGGUAGUUCAUUAUGUUAGUAAGUAUUUAGUACUGUUAGUGUUGUGGUAUAUGAUUCACGAUUGAAACUCUCCCAACAACUCGAGUUAUCGGGAGCAACUGGUUCUUGACAUGGUAUCAGAGCCUUCUGUGACCGAGAGGUCUUGUGUUCCAUUCCCGGUGACCCCCAUUUGUUAAGCACAUGGUAUUCUUGUCUUCGUACCUGUGCAAACUUCAAGCCCUUGUGAGUGGCUUUCGUUUGAGGGGGCGUGUUAGUGUUGUGGUAUAUGAUCCACGAUUGAACCUCUCCCAACAACUCGAGUCAGGCCCGGCCCAGGCCCUGUGCUGGUCAGACCCACAGCACAGGGCCUCAUAAUUUUAAGGGCCUCGUAUGAUUCAUUUAAAUGGCAUGGGCCCAAGUUAUUAAUUCGUUGAUAUGGCCAGAAAAUUACAUGUGGGCCUAAGUUAAAAGAAAUAGUUAUUAACUCGUUUAUAUGGGCCAUGUAAGGAUUUAUGGGCCAAAUUUAAAAGAAAAUGAAUUAGUUAUUUUUUCAGUGGGUCCAAAUUAAAAAGAAAUUAAAUGGAUUUGUUGAUUUUUAAUGGACCUAAUUUAAAAGAAAGUGAAUAGAGUAGUUGGUCUUUUAAUAGGUCAUAUUUGUUCUAAUUUAUUGUGACAAAAUCAUGCAUAGUGCAGCCAAGAGCCACGGAAAAGAGGCUUUAAUCAUUUUUUAAAUGUAUGUAUUUAUUAUUAUUUAACAAUUUUUAUUUUUAAUAAAUUUACAACGAAAAAAUUUUAGGACCACAUUUUAAAAUUUUGAACAGGGCCUCGAAAUAUUAUGGACCGGCCCUGACUCGAGUUAUUGGGAACAACUAGUUCUUGAAAAGUACUUCUCGAGACAGAGGUUCAAGUGUUGAUGGUGGGAGAGUUGGGACAGGUGAAAGUGAGUUCAGAUAUUACAGGGCUGCAUGCAGUAAAAAAAAAAAAAGGAAUUAACUCACUUAGGUGAAGUAGGUGGCGAUGAAGACAAUUAAUUAAUUUUACCAUGCAAGGAAAGGAUCAAAGGAAACUAGGAAAGUAUCGGUUUCAUUAUUCGAUCUCCAUAUUUAUUACAGUAGGUGAUAGUAGCAGUAGUGGAUGAGUUUAAUUUCCAUUUUGAUUCUUCGAGAGCACCUAACCAUUUUCAAAAAGUUGGCUCCCUGCAUGCAAAAUCAAUCACGUCAUGCAAUACUCUAAAUCGAUGUACGUACGCUGGCUGGCUAGGGUGAAAGAGGAUUAUCAAGUGCAGUUGUUAGUAAACGGUAUAUAAUCCACGAUUGAACCUCUUCCAACAGUUUGAGUUAUUGGGAUCAACUGGUUCCUGACAUGGUAUCGGAGCCUUUUGUGACCGUGAGGUAUUCUGUUCGAUUAUCGGUGACCCCAUCUGUUUCUGUUAAGCACACGGUGUCCGAACAAUUUAAAAAAAAAAGUAAUUUUCAUUUUGUGGGAUCGGGAUGUGUAUUCGAAUCGUAAUGAUUAUGGUAUCUUAGUAUGAAAAUGAAAUAUAUUUUUUGAA